Messenger RNA from Triplophysa dalaica, 2080 nucleotides. It is a transcript of the gene znf207a, whose product is annotated as zinc finger protein 207, a. The transcript has 11 exons. The record is from RefSeq and is a predicted model, not a curated record. Gene Ontology annotation, cellular component: nucleus. Lineage: Eukaryota; Metazoa; Chordata; Actinopteri; Cypriniformes; Nemacheilidae. The coding region runs from base 109 to 1521 and encodes 470 amino acids.
UGCUGAAAAAGGGAGCCGUCAUUUCCCGAUUACGCCAUUUUAUAUCUGCUAAUGCUUUCGCGGGUCUGUGUGUGCUGAUUACGAAAAUUCCAGUCAAUAAUUUAAAUCAUGGGCAGGAAAAAGAAGAAGCAGAUGAAGCCCUGGUGUUGGUAUUGCAACAGAGAUUUUGACGAUGAAAAGAUUCUUAUUCAACACCAGAAGGCCAAACACUUUAAAUGCCACAUAUGUCACAAAAAAUUAUACACUGGUCCUGGUCUGGCCAUCCACUGUAUGCAGGUUCACAAAGAAACCAUCGACAGUGUCCCCAAUGCCAUACCGGGAAGAACUGACAUAGAAUUGGAGAUUUAUGGAAUGGAGGGUAUUCCAGAAAAAGACAUGGAAGAGAGGAGGCGCGUGCUUGAACAGAAAACACAGGAAAAUCAGAAGAGAAAGCAGAAUCAGGAUGACUCUGAUGAAGAUGAUGACGAUGAUGAAGCUGGACCCUCCUUCCAACAGCCAGCAGCAACAGCGCAGCCUCAGGCUGCCUACACCCCGAUGACCCAGCCGGGCAUGGCCCCUGUCCCAGCCCCAGGGAUGCCACCUAGAGGCUACUCAGGUGUGCUGUGUAACAGAAUGCCGCCAAUGAUGCCUGGUGUUCCUCCGAUGAUGCCAGGCAUGCCCCCUGUAAUGCCAGGGAUGCAUCCAGGUAUGAUGUCAAUGGGUGGGAUGAUGCCACAUGGGCAUGGAAUGCCCCCAAUGAUGCCAGGCAUGCCCCCAGGAAUACCUCCUCCAAUGGGCCAUCACCCAGGCAUGCCCCACAUGGCUCAGGCCCCUCCAACCAGCAUCAGGCCGGCAGUGCCUGCUGUUACUGUUCCCACACCACAGCCAGGUGUCUCCAAACCACUGUUCCCCAGUGCAGGACAGAUGGGGACUCGAGCUCCAAGCACAAGCUCAGCCUCCUCCAGUCUGGACACUUUGUCAGCAUCCUCUAAACCACUGUCCCAAGUCCAGCAGUCUGUCGCCGGUGCAGCGACAAGCUCCUCCGCCCCUCCUUCUAUUGCCCAAAAACCCACAUUCCCAGCCUACACCCAGCCCCCCUCCUCUCCUGCUAACAUCAGCAGCACUGUGGCCAAACCAGGCACCCCAGUCACAAGUAAGCCAGCCACCCUCACCACCACCAGUGCAACCAGUAAGUUGAUCCACCCUGAUGAAGAUAUAUCACUGGAGGAAUUGCGGGCACAGCUGCCUCGCUACCAGUGUAAAUUCCCAAACGCAGGACAGGCCCACGUGUCGUCCCCACCGGUUCCAUCAAUGGGAAGCGUGAUGUCGCCUCAGCAGGGCAUUCCUGCACAACAGUCGGGUGUUAGGCAUCCCAUGCAAGGGCCGUAUGGGGCUCCACCCCAGGGAGUGUCUGGUUUUGUCCCGGGAGGGAUGCCUCCCUACGGACAAGCUCCGCCCAUGGUCCCUCCUUACCAAGCCGCUCCCCCUCGGCCCGCCAUAGGCAUGAGACCCCCGGUAAUGUCGCCUGGGGGCCGAUAUUGAAGCGUCACCACUGGUCUUCAUUAGGUUUGGCGAUUCAACCAUUUUACCAUCUAGUGGCGUGCUUUUCAAUCCAGAUCAGUUGCUAAAAGCGUAACAGUUCUUGUGCAGUGAGGAGAUGGAUAAACUCUGUAACGCAUGGGACAUUGAUUUUACUCAAUUUUUUAUUUGGAACUACCCUUGGUUGCAGAUCAUACAGUUUGGCUUUUUUCUCAUGUUUUGUUUAGGUUUUUAGAAGUGAAGUGUAGUAAAUAUGGUUCGUAUUAAUUUGAAGCGGCUGGAGUUUCGUACAGCACCUUUAUCAAGGCAAGUCACUGUAAAUAUACUACUGUGCUAAAAGUGUGAAGCCUUCGCAGCACCCAUAGGUGCUGUUGGACUUCCGGUCCCCAGCUUUGCUUGGUGAGGGCUUCAGAUAGAUGUGACUGUUGGGUGUAUUUUUGUAUGUCUGCUCAUCCACAUUUACAGUGUUCUCUCUCUAUAGGGCAAAUAACGAAAAGAACUCUUGUGAAUGCUUAUCUGUAUUGUUCCACAAUGAAUUGUAAUAAACUGUAUUGAAAUCUAA